AUGUCAACAGAGUAUUCCGAAGUGGCUUUGAAAGAGAAAUUGCAUCGACUCACUAACCAUCCUGAUUCCAUCCAAUCUUUGUCAAGUUGGAUUAUUCAGAACAGCAAAUACCGCGAAAGCAUAAUUCGCGUGUGGUCGAAGGUUUGAAUAAAAAAGUUAUUUAUGAUUUUAUUAUUCAUACAUCAGGACGCUCGCAAAGAGUCUAAUGCUGCGAGAAUUGUGAAUUUGCUUUACCUCGCUAAUGACGUUGUACAGAACUGUAGGAAAGUUUGUCCGGAGCUCAAGGAUCACUUUUUUCCCGUCCUUGAAAGCGUUAUAAAGUGCGUUCAGUGUUUUGAACGUAUUACAAAAUUUUUUAGACAUUCUGCGCGUAACCCGCCUCCUGAAAUUGAGAGAGUACUUCCAAAAUUAGUCAAGGUUUGGAGGGAGCGAGAAGUUUUCAGCCAAUCUCAAUUAAGACGGUUCGUUAUCAGACUUAUUUUCAAAUAGUUUCCUUUCACAGUCUGGAUGACGCCCUUUUACAAGGAAAGUCUUCGGCUGCAUAUCCAACGCCCGUAUCAUCAGUACCGGAUCUAUCCAAGGUUGAAAGUUUAAAUCUUCGAAUUUGGAGAGAUAUAUUUUGCUUCAGAACAAUCCGCAGAAAGAGCUCUUGCAUGAAGAAGUAGCAAAGAACUGUCAGGAAAUUUUGAUAUCUUUGCAACGGUUGCAGGCUCCGCCGAGUACGGAGCGCGAAGUAAGGUUCUUGAAUUUCUUUUCUUCUUUUUUUUAAAUGUUUUUUGUUAAGAAUCCAGCUGGCUACUUUUCCCGAAUCAAUAUCCUGUCCAGAGAUGUUGCAGACGAUUCGGGAUUCAAGCCAAGCGAAGGAAGUUUUGAAGCACAAUGAAGCAGCGCUGCCGCUUAUUACCGAUUACUGCAAAAGGUCUGCGUCAAACCGAUUCGAUAGUAUAAGACGCAAGAUUAUUGUUCUUUCGAAGAAUAACUUUUUCUUAAAAAAAUUUUUAAAAAAAUUUAAUAACUUUACUUUAAUUAAUACUUAAGAGCUAACCUCUUUUGAACUUUUUGAAAAAUAUCAAGAAUUAGAUUUUUUUCCUCUUUCCACGACUCGUUUGUUAGUUUUGAGAAUUUUUUUAACGAUUCUAGCUUUCGUAAUCUUGUCGAGGAUUUAACUAGCCGGUUCCAAAUAUGGUUGCCAGUUAGCUGAACGGAAUAUCUUUACCGUUACGUACACACUUUUAAGGCUGGGAGAAGAAAUGCUGGAAAGACGAAACCUGCAACAGCUCCUCGACAACCUCAUGAACAACGUACGAAGCUGCGUCGAGUACCACGAAAAGAUGUUGCGCGACGUCAAGAAAAAAGAAGAUAGACUGAAGAGCGAUCUUGUAGAGGUUCGUUACUCGAAAAACCGAUUUUAUACCGUUUUUAGGUGGAAAAAGCCUUCAACUCUCUGCCAGACCUCAACGCCGAAGCUUCUUUCAUCUCACGAUCUCUUCCCGCUCUCGAAAAUCUUUUCGAUGUUUAAACCCUAUCACUUAUUUUAUUCAUAACUUUUUAUGGCCUCCACGGGUGUAAUCACUGCUCUCCUGAUAAAAUUGUUCUUCAACUUCUCUUUAGUUUUAUCUAACGGUUAUAUCCGCUCAUUUUCUUGUAUCGACCUCGAUUAAGUUCUUCCUAUCUCGAAGCACUUUAGAUGGGUAUUCUGGAAAAGAUCGCUGAGAUCGAGCAUGAAAUCUCGAGAACUCAGAAGAACAAGGCAACCGAGUAUCAUUUGGGACUUUUGAAGGUAAACUUAUUCUUGGCUUGACGAUUGCGGAGAAAAAUCGAAAAAAAAGAAAAGAAAAAAGUGGUUAGCAGAUGUUGCAGCUCCACGAACCUUCACGUGUUUUGAAAAUAUUCACAAACGAUUUCUAGGCGAAAUUGGCCAAAUACCGACAGCAGUUACUGGAGCCGUCGGGUAAAGGGGGAGGCAAAGGCGAAGGAUUCGAUGUAAUGAAAAGUGGAGAUGCUCGAGUUGCUAUGGUAGGACAUUGCAAGCGACGACUUGCAAAUCUCUGUUCAGGUCGGAUUUCCGUCUGUGGGAAAGUCCACACUUCUCUCUUCCAUGACCAACACUCACUCAGAAGCAGCCGGCUACGAGUUCACGACUCUCACCUGUAUUCCUGGCGUCAUCAAUUACGAGGUUUUCCAAUCGUUUGUAUCCAUUUUUCUCCAGCUAAAAAGUCCAUAAUUUCAGUUCUUUCUCUAGCAGAACUUCUGCGUCUGUAAAUUUUCCAAUCUAUUCGAGUUCUAAAGUUCAAGUCAAUCUCUUUCUUGCAGGGUGCCAAUAUUCAACUUCUUGAUCUUCCUGGAAUUAUUGAAGGAGCUUCUCAAGGAAAAGGUUUCGUAUUAUCAAAACCUUUUGAAGAAUCAAAUAAACUGAAGGUCGUGGUCGACAAGUUAUCGCCGUCGCCAAAACAGCGGAUUUGAUUUUGAUGAUGCUUGAUGCGGGAAAGAGUGACCAGCAGAGAGUUCUUUCAAAAACCUGACACAUCCGUAAAAAUGAGUUUCUAUAGGCUUUAUUGGAGGCAGAACUUGAAGCAGUGGGCAUUCGAUUGAACAAAAGACCGCCACAUAUUUACGUCAAGCAGAAAAAGGUUUUUCUUUCAAUAUUAACUUGAACAUUUUCAACGAGUUUUUUGUAGAAAAAAAUUCUUUUUUAUUAAUUCGAACUGAAAAAAUCCGGAACCUCUGAUUAUGAAAAUAAUUACUGAAGUGAAAAUUAGCGUUUUUUCUCACAAUUUCGAGAAGUUCGAAAGUUUGAUAAAAACGAAGUUACUGAUUGCGGCCUAAUCAUUUAUAUUGUGGCUUUCUUUCAAUUCUCCAAAGUGUAAUUGUUUUCAAAACAGUUUUAAAGGUGGGAGGCGUCAAGUUCACGCACACGGUGCCUCUGACGCAUUGCAACGAGAAACUGAUCAUGACAGUUCUUCACGAAUACAAGAUAUUCAACGCCGACGUCGUCUUCAGGGAGGACUGCACGUUAGAAUUUCGCCUUCAUCCAAUUUUGACCUUUUCUCUUCAGUGUCGACGAAUUUAUCGAUGUCAUUCAAGGGAACCGCGUCUACCUCACGUGUCUAUAUGUCUACAACAAAAUUGAUCAGAUUUCUAUCGAGGAGGUCGAUCGGCUAGCCAGGUUUUUUUUCGUUUUCAUGAGGCUAUUCCAACACUUUUGUUGCUAGACUACCACAUCAUGUUGUUAUUUCUUGCGAAAUGAACCUCAACAUGGACUAUCUUCUCGAAAAGAUUUGGGAGUACCUGGCGUUAGUCCGCGUCUACACUAAAAAGCCAGGAAAUGCUCCGGAUCUUGGUUUGUUUUCUUCUUUUUUUUUACCAAUUCUUUUCUUGUUAUCUUAUUUCAUCUGUGCGGGAUAAACUGCACUACAUUUAAAAAUUAUUUUUAAAAAAUUUAUAAAUGGUCCAAGAAAAUAAUAUGGGUUUUCAACGGAUUCAAACUUAGUCAUUUAAUCGUCGUGCAUAACUUCAAAUUUUAAUGAUAAGUUUAGUUUAAUUUUAGUGAAAGACAUUCUGGCUACCUAAUAUGAAGCCGUGAUGAUUUUGAAAUAUCUACUUUCUAUCGCUAUUCUCAAUAAUGUUAUAAUUUCCUUUUAUUAAAAUAUUUUCUGAAAGAAGAUUUUCGAAAUGAGUUCCACAUAGAGCAGAGGUGCAACUUGAUAAACGAAAACUAGUUUUUUCGAGUUCCGAAAAGUCUUUACCGUUUAAUAAAGAAAGUUCUGAGUACACUGACUUCUUCAUUUUCGAAAAUUUUACCGCAUAGUUUCUGCGGAUAAGUAUAACCAAUUUCUAAAACCUGAACUCUUUCUGAAUAGUUGAGUGUUUUUUUCGCAAGAACAUGCGUUAUAGGGGCCGAGGACGGCAUCAUUCUGAGACAAGGCGCCACCGUCGAACAUUGUUGCCACGCCCUGCACAGGACCCUCGCCGCUCAAUUCCGCUACGCAAUCGUCUGGGGAACCUCGACCAAAUUCUCUCCACAACGCGUCGGAAUCCAGCAUCUUUUGCACCACGAAGACGUCAUUCAGAUCGUCAAAAAAUGA
Messenger RNA from Caenorhabditis auriculariae, 4085 nucleotides. Lineage: Eukaryota; Metazoa; Nematoda; Chromadorea; Rhabditida; Rhabditidae. The record is from the annotation of a GenBank genome assembly.